Molecule: messenger RNA, 462 nt
Organism: Parascedosporium putredinis
Lineage: Eukaryota; Fungi; Ascomycota; Sordariomycetes; Microascales; Microascaceae
Source: the annotation of a GenBank genome assembly
AUGUCCUCCUUCGCCCUUUUCCGAGUGGCCCGCGGCGCCUCCCAGACUCUCGUUCGCGCCGCUCCCCUGCGACAGCCCAUCACUGCCCGCGUCGCCCCCGUCCGCAUCGCUACCUUCACCACUACCGUCCGCCGUCUCGAUUCCCACGAGGAGACUUUUGAGGAGUUCAACUCGAGGUUUGAGAAGGAAUUCGAGCAGGUUCAGGACGUUUUCGAGCUCCAGCGCAACCUCAACAAUGCCUUCGCCUACGAUCUCGUCCCCGCUCCCGCUGUUGUCGCUGCCGCGAUAAAUGCCGCGAGGAGGGUUAACGACUUCGCUACCGCCGUCCGUGUCUUUGAAGCUAUCAAGGCCAAGGUCGAGACUUCCGGUCAAUAUCAGGAGUACCUCGACGAGCUCAAGCCCCUCCGUGAGGAGUUCGGCAUCGAGCUCAAGGAGGACCUCUACCCUGAGGAGAAGAAAUAA